UCUUUCUCCCGAGGACACCAGGGAGAGACACCGAAAGCACAUUUCGCGUCUCUCAUUGGUUUCUAGGCCUCCCAAUUAAUAAUGGAGGAGCAACCAAAAAGGAAACCUAGUCCCCUCCGAAAAAUUGUGGCGGUGUCAUCCAUCGCCGCCGGUAUCCAAUUCGGAUGGGCCCUACAACUCUCCCUUCUAACACCGUAUGUACAAACCCUAGGUGUUCCUCACGCUUGGGCUUCCUUCAUCUGGCUCUGUGGUCCUAUCUCUGGCCUCCUAGUUCAACCCAUUGUAGGAUAUAGUAGUGAUCAUUGUAAGUCUCCUUUCGGUCGUCGUCGUCCCUUUAUCCUCGCCGGUGCACUUGCCGUUGCCGUCGCCAUUAUCCUUAUUGGCUACGCCGCCGACAUAGGACACUUAGCCGGCGAUGACAUCACCCAGAAAACCCGUCCACGCGCCGUCGCCAUUUUCGUCAUUGGCUUCUGGAUCUUAGAUGUUGCAAACAACAUGCUCCAAGGUCCAUGUCGCGCCUUCCUCGGAGACCUGGCUGCCGGUGAUCAACAGAAGACGAGAAUUGCAAACGCGCUCUUCUCUUUUUUCAUGGCUGUCGGAAACGUCCUGGGCUAUGCCGCAGGAUCCUAUGACAAUCUCCACAAGAUCUUCCCUUUCACAGAAACUGAGGCAUGCAACGUCUUCUGCGCAAACUUAAAGAGUUGCUUUUUCUUCUCCAUUAUUCUUCUCCUUGCAUUAUGCAUCAUCGUUCUCGCUUGCGUGAAUGAUCCGCAGUUCACACCGCCAUAUGAGGAGACGAAUGCUGAGGAGGCAGAGAACUCACACUUUUCAUGCUUCUGCGGAGAGUUGUGCAUUGCAUUCAAGGGAUUGAAAAAGCCAAUGUGGAUGCUGAUGCUAGUGACAGCUGUUACCUGGAUUGCGUGGUUCCUGUAUGUGUUGUUCGACACUGACUGGAUGGGUCGUGAGGUGUACGGCGGUGAAGUGGGAGAAAAGGCGUAUAAUGCUGGUGUGCAUGCUGGUUCUUUGGGACUCAUGUUGAAUUCAGUGGUGUUGGCUGUGGCGUCCUUGGGUGUAGAACCUUUGGGUCGCUUGGUUGGGGGAGUGAAGUGGUUGUGGGCAAUUGUUAAUGUUAUUCUCGCAGUGUGCAUGGCAAUGACUGUGCCCAUUGCAAAAAUCGCUCAGCAUCAACGCGCCCUUAACCCUGCCCUCAUUGGAAACCCUUCAAUGGAUGUGAAAGUUGGUGCCUUAGCCUUCUUCUGCGUCCUUGGUAUUCCUUUGGCGGUUACGUAUAGUGUUCCCUUUGCUCUAGCCUCUAUCUAUUCUAGCAACUCAGGAGCAGGACAAGGAUUAUCUCUGGGUCUUCUCAAUGUUGCAAUUGUGGUUCCUCAGAUGAUUGUAUCUGCAAUUAGUGGACCAUGGGAUGCUUGGUUUGGUGGUGGCAACUUGCCGGCGUUCGUGUUGGGUGCGGUGGCGGCCGCCAUAAGUGCUAUACUGGCAGUAGUUGUACUUCCAAACCCCAAGAAAAAAGAUGAAGCCAGGAUUCCUAGCCUCUCCAUGGGAAGCUUCCAUUAAUGGCUAGAGCAUGGUAUGCUCCUCCAUACAUAUAUACAUGGGAAGGAAAACGAUGAAGUCUAUGGAUUCAAAGAUGGUGCAUGUGCUCCAGAAAUUAAUUAUUAAAUCCUUAAAAUGUUUACACAACUAUCAUAGCUUGUGCAAAAAUAUCCAUGUUAUGUAGCUAUCAUCGCUUGUGCAAAACAUCCUUCUUUAUAUAGUUGGAUGCUAAAUAUAA
Molecule: messenger RNA, 1789 nt
Organism: Vigna unguiculata (cowpea)
Lineage: Eukaryota; Viridiplantae; Streptophyta; Magnoliopsida; Fabales; Fabaceae
Product: sucrose transport protein SUC8-like
Biological process (GO): sucrose transport
Cellular component (GO): vacuole; plasma membrane
Molecular function (GO): sucrose:proton symporter activity
Source: RefSeq, a predicted model, not a curated record